This is a messenger RNA of Lathyrus oleraceus (garden pea), 1233 nucleotides long. RefSeq lists its product as uncharacterized. Bases 1 to 1233 code for a protein of 410 amino acids. The transcript has a single exon. The record is from RefSeq and is a predicted model, not a curated record. NCBI's taxonomy places the organism in Eukaryota, Viridiplantae, Streptophyta, Magnoliopsida, Fabales, Fabaceae.
AUGCAAUUCAAUGACCCUGCAUUGAGAUGGUUCAUAUUCCAAGAUUAUCAGCUGGCUCCAACUUUGGAGGAGUAUUCACAUAUUUUGAGGAUUGAGAUUCAGGAUCAGGCUCUGUUUAUCCGCACAAAGGAGCUUCCUAAGUCUCAACAUCUAGCUGAAGCCCUUCAUACGAGGAAGAAAGAAGUGGAACUUAAUCUUAAACUAAAGGGUGGGACCCAUGGUUUUUCCUUGAAGUUCCUGGUAGAUAAGGUUGUUACCUUUGCUGAAGCUGAAAGUUGGGAUGCCUUCAACACUAUUUUUUCUUUGAUCAUAUAUGGAAUUGUGUUGUUCUAUAACAUGGAAGACUUUGUGGACUUGGCUUCUAUCUAUCUCUUCAUGGCUAACAACCUCGUUCCUACUCUUCUUACUGACACUUAUUAUUCUAUCCAUGUGAGGAAUCAGAAUAGGAAAGGAACCAUUGUGUGUUGUAUCCCCCUUCUAUAUAGAUGGUUUAUUUUGCAUCUACCCACUAAUGGUCCUUUUAUCGACAACAAGGGAAAUCUGAAAUGGUCCCAAAGGAUCAUGUCCCUCACAACUGAAUACAUUUCCUUGUGUUCUAGGGUCUAUGACAACGUCAAGAUUAUCCUCGAUUAUGGUCAUUUCCUCAAUGUACCCCUUCUAGGUACGAAGGGAGGGAUUAACUAUAAUUCGAGGUUGGCACUGCGCCAAUUGGGUUACCCGAUGUUGGACAAACCAAAUUCCGAGCAACUAGAGGAGUUCAUUUUGUAUGAAGGGGUUGACAACUCAGAUUUCCAGAAGAGGAUUAUCCGAGCAUGGCGAGAAAUCCGUCGCCAAGGAAGGGCCGAGUUGGGAAAGAAGAACUAUAUUGCAAAGGAAGCCUACGCCCAGUGGGUUAAGGAGAGGGUCAAAGAAUAUUUGUUACCAUUUCCGUAUGAACCUUCCAUGACUAUCAAACAUGUUGAGCCUGUUGUUGUUCCUAUUUCAGAGGUUGACAAAAUCAAGGAGAUUAUCAAAGUGUUAGAGAAGGAGAAUGUUGACCUCCGAUCUAACAUCGGUAAGCUCUCCUUGGAGAAAGAGAACUUAAAGUUUAAUCUCAACCAGAAAAGGGACCGAGCAGUCAAGACCGCCAAAGAGAUUCAGGAAGAACAACAUAAAAUGAGGAAAGUAUGUGAAUUUUUGAAGGGUACUUACGAAAGCCUUUAUGUGAAGACGAAGCAACUUUCCGAAGCAUAG